GCGUAUUACAGAAAUUUAUUUAACGGAAUUUUAAACAACAUCAACAACAACAAAAAUAUUUUUCACUCUACACUUUAUUGAUUUUUUGUUUUAACCAUGAAAUCGGAUUUACUUUUAUGGGCACAAUUAUUUAAUCAGUCAUCGAAUGAUUUAUUACCAGAACAAUUAACUGAUGGAUUAUUAUUGAAUACAAUAUUUGGAAUUAUUGAUGAACGGAUCGAUCCAGAUGGUCGUCUAUGUAAAACUGUAACAUGCGUAAAAGAUAGAUUAAUGAAUUGGAAAAUUAUCAUUCAAAAUUUGAGAAACUAUUAUUUGGAAGUUCUACAGGAAGUCAUUACAAUUCGUCCACCAAAUAUUGUCCUGGUCAGUAAAAUACCUGAUUCUGCUCAAGCUGAUCAAGAAUUAGAAAAGAUUCUACUUUUCUUAUUAUGUGCAGCUGUACGAUGUGAUCGUCGUGAUUAUUUUAUCCGUCAGAUUAUGGAAAAUUUAAAUCCUGACGUCCAAACUGGUAUAAUGACAUGUAUUAAAAAUGUUACUGAAUGUCCGGCAAGUAUCGUAAGUUUUGAAAAACUUCGAUCAUCUGAUGCUGAUAUUUUACGAACUUUUCGAUCUGUAGUCAAUCAACUUGAAGAUAUUUAUUUAGAGGAAAUUAUUCAGUUAUUAGAUGAAUUAGCAUCAUUACAAAACAAAUUUAUCACAUUACAAGCAAGGUACCAAUUAGCUUCGCGAUCUAAAACAUUAGGACCUAAUGGAUUAAAAGAACGAUCUGUUUCUACCAUAUCACUCGGUGUUGAUAAUUCACAUAGUAAUAGUAAUGGUCAUUUCGCUAUAUCUACACCUAGGCUCGAUGAACAACCAUUUUUAUCACGUAAAAAAUCGGAUAUCAGUGAUUUAAACGAAUCUUUUGAACAGACUAAUGAACAUUUAAAUGAUGGAGUUUUUAUGAAUGAUAAUAAGGUUAAUCAAAAUACUACGACCAAUAAUAAUAUCAGUAAUAUAAAUGAAUUAUCAGAAAUUGGUCGAAUGGAUUCUGGUUUAGAAGUGGAAACAACAGAGUUAGACUCAAUCCGUUCUUUAUACCCACCAACUGAUAAUUUAACACCUGAAAUUCUUGUAAUGGAUACGGAUAAGCAUCAUUUAUCGGUUGAGUUGGCUGAAACCAAAGCUAAAUUACGUCGAGCACAUAUUGAAAUUGAAGAUCAAGCUGAUCAAUUAGUCGAACUACAAGAUCAUUUAUUUGAAACACGUCGUGAAUUAAGUCAAGUAAAAGAGGAACGAGCACGUUUAGCUGAUGCAGCUUAUACAGCAAGACAUUGGCAGGAUGAAGUGGAUGCAUUAAAACAAACAGCAGAACGUGUUAUUAACUUAGAAGCAGAAAAUGAAAAACUCAAAGAAAGACUACAUGAAAUCGAUUAUUAUAAAGCUCGAUGUCAACAACUUACUGAAGAUUUAGAAAUUUUAUCUAAUGAACAUUCACAAUGGGCAGAUAAAGAAGAAAUCACUCAUGAAUAUCAUCAUAAAAUUACAGAUUUAGAGAAAGAAUUAAAUAAAACACGAUGUCAAUUGACAGAAACAGAAAAUGCUCGAAAUUCAGAUUUGGAUUUAAUUAAAAAUCUUCAUGAGGAAUUAGGCAAACUUAAGUUAGAACAUUAUACACAUAAAAAGUUUAUGAAUUCACCUAAUAAACUGGCUAAUUCAAAAGACAUUGUAACUAAUAAUAAUAAUAAUAAUAAUAAUAAUAAUAAUAAUAAUAAUAAUAGUGAGAAAAGUAAUCAAAUUAUACAACAGAAACAACAAAAUCGCAUUUCAUUUGAUGCAACUGAUGAAGACUUGACUACUAUCGACAUUUCAGCGAAUAACCAUCUACAUCAGCACCACCAACAACAAUUCUUAUCACAAUCAAAUGGAUUAAAUUGUAGUUUAUCAGAUCAAUUAUCUGAAUCAGUGACCAAUCGUCUAAAUCAUUUAGAAGAAGUGAAUCGACGUUUAAAUAAAGAACUUGAAAUGACUAAAAUGUUAUUAGUUAAAGCUCAGUCCGUUAAUGAAGUUAAUAUUGAAACAGAAGCAUCUUUAGCUGAAGUGAAACGUGAAAAUCAAUUGUUAACUAAUAAGCUUGAAAGACUUGAAACAGCUUUGUCAGUUCAAGAUGAACGUUUAUGCCAAUUAGAUUUGGAACGAAUGAGCUUUGAAACGGAUGCAAGAAAAACAAGAGAAUCGUUAAAUACAUUUAAAGAAACUUCCGAAAGACAUAUCAAUGAGUUGUCACGUGAAAAUGAUUAUUUAACUGAAACUAUCAAGAACUUAAGAGGUAAAAAUAUCAAUGAUGUUUCAUCAGAUGAAAGAAUCGCACGUCUAGAAAAAGAAAAUAGUGUGCUUGGUGAAUCCGUUCAAAAUAAUGUGACAUGUUUAGCACGAGCUGAGCUAGAAAUCAGUCAAUUACGUCAUCGUUUGACUAAAGCAGAUGAAUUAUGUAAACGUUUGGAUUCAUUAACAGAUGAACGUAACCAAUUAAGUGCUGAAUUAGGAGCAGCAAAGCGUGAAAUUGCCGCUUUAAAAGAAGCCUGUUCAAAACAAACAGAUCUAGAGAUAGCUCUUGUCUCAGCAGAAGGUAAUUGUGCACGUCUUCAAACACAAUUGUCAACUAUCCGUGCAACAUGUGAAAAUUCAGUAAAUAUGGAAAAUGAAUUGAUAAGAUUGAGGCAAAUUGAAACUAAAUGUGAACAAUUACAAAAUGCAUUGUUUACUGCUAUACAAAAAACAGCUCAAGUUGAAGUGGAACGAGAUAAUUUAUCAGCACGUCUUACUAAUUUAAAACAAAGUCUUCAUUCUCAAAGGUUAUUAGAGUCAGAAAAUGAUGAAGCUGAUGAUGAAGAAGGUGGAAUAGUUGGUUUACAUGACGAAGAAGUUGAUAGCGGCAAUAAAACAGGUGAUUCAACAGAAGAAACAUCUCCUGAAUGUUUAGGUGUAACGAAAUUACGCAGAAAAACUAUAAGUAUGCCACCGAAUUUACGUCAUCGUGAUCGACGACGUAAAGGAGGAUAUAUCAGUUAUGAAACAGAACUUGGGAGGUUGGAUUCAGAAAUUAAACGUUUAGAAGCAGAAAGAGAUACAUUGCGUAAAAGUCUGGAAGAAAUCCAAGCUAAAUUGACAAAUGAAGAGGUAGCUCAUGAGUCUGCUAUGAAAGAAUCAGACGAGAGAUCAAGGCAGAAGAUUAGUCAAUUGGAAUCAGAAAUAAAUCAUUUGAAAGCAUCAAUUCGGCUAUCUGAUCAAGAAAUACGAAGAUUACGUAGAGAGUUAAGGGAUUCUGAAACAGAUCAACAUUUAUCUGAUGCAAUGGAAAAGAUUAAACAAUUAGAAUCACAAAUUAUUAGAUUAAAUAAUACAAUUAAACAAAAUGAAACACAUUUGAAAGAUGGUGAACAACAACGAUCUGAAUUAUGCCAACAAGUAAAUAUUGAACAGAAAACAGUUUCAGCUUUACGUAACGAAUUAAUUAUGGAAAAAAUUCAAUUACAAAAACGUAAUUCUGAAUUGAAAUGUAUUCAAGUUUGUUUAGAAAAGUAUGGAUUAUCAAAAGAUUGGUUCAAGGAAUUAAGUUCUAAAGAAAAUAGCAUAGAACAAACAAAAUUAAUAGAUUCAUUUAUGGAGAAUUUUAUUGGUCAAUUAACCAAAAAUAUAAAUAUUAAAAAUGAAGAAUUUGAUUUAAUUAAACAACAAAUUAAUGGACUUCAAUUAAAAAAUUCCGAAUUAAUGAAUCAAUUAAAAAUAAAAAGUCAAGAAUUAGAAGAAUAUGAAAAAGUAAAAGCUAAUAACUGUACUACUAAUAAUACUACUGAUAAUUCAAUAAAAGAAAAUUCUUCAAUUUUAAUACAAAUAAAAGAUCGUGUCAUUGAACUUGAACGUGAAAAUGCACGUCUUAAUGAAGCGCUACAAAAUGAAAUUGCACACAAUGAAAAUAUUAAAGCAAAUAAUCAAAACUUAGAAAUACGUAUUAAUACUUUUCAAGAACAAUCUGUUUCAAUACAACGACAAUUAGCUGAAUUAAUUGCAACAAAUGCUCGUUUACAAGUUGAAAAUACUACAUUACAUAGUCAGUUAGAUAGUUUUCAAGGUCAAAAUUCUAAUCUAUCUGCACGAAUUACUGAACUUGAAUCUGAAAUUCAUCAUUUAUCAAAUGUACUUGAUACAAUGCAUACAUCUAAAUCACAAUUAACUACUGAUUAUGAACAAUUACAAUGUUUACAUGAAAAAUUAACACAAGAUUAUGAACAAUUAAUUGAAACAUUGAAAACUUCAAAAGAAUCUCAACGUCAAUUAAAAUCAGAAAUACAAUUAGCUAAUGAACAGGUUAAUAAAUUACAAACUGAAGCAAAUGAAGUACAACGAUUAAAAAAUGCAUUAGAACAAGAAAGAGGUAGUUUAAAAGGUGAAGUAAAACAAAUUGUUCAAUUCAGAGAAGAAAAUGCACGUUUACAAUCGGAAUUAAAUUCUUUAAAUUCAAUAUUAACUCGUGAAAGACAUGAAAAAACUAAUAUAUUAGAACGUAAUCGAGAAAUUCGUCAUCAAUUACAAGAUAAUGAACAUAGAAAAGAACAAUUAACUAAUGAAUUACAAAAAUAUCAAAAAUUAGAACAAACAUUAAAUAAUGAAAUAGAAAGUUUAAAAAUACGAUUACAAGUAAGUUCAAAUGAAUUGUUAUCUGACAAUAUGGAUAAUUUAUUGAUAUUAAUGUAUAUCCAACUAUAA
Messenger RNA from Schistosoma haematobium, 4746 nucleotides. RefSeq names its product Coiled-coil domain containing. The record is from RefSeq and is a predicted model, not a curated record. Lineage: Eukaryota; Metazoa; Platyhelminthes; Trematoda; Strigeidida; Schistosomatidae. Gene Ontology annotation, cellular component: cytoplasm; centrosome. Gene Ontology annotation, molecular function: dynein light intermediate chain binding; microtubule binding. The transcript has 19 exons. Gene Ontology annotation, biological process: cytoskeleton-dependent intracellular transport; cytoplasmic microtubule organization. The coding region runs from base 97 to 4746 and encodes 1549 amino acids.